Klebsormidium nitens is the source of this 2538-nucleotide messenger RNA. The record is from the annotation of a GenBank genome assembly. NCBI's taxonomy places the organism in Eukaryota, Viridiplantae, Streptophyta, Klebsormidiophyceae, Klebsormidiales, Klebsormidiaceae.
AUUUCAAAGCAUCACAUUCAUGAUCAACAGAACAGUACGUUGAAGUCUCCAUUGAAUGGCGGUGUCGGUUACCACAGUAGGAAGAGAAUGGCGCCCUUGAGCAGGGCAGCGCAAAAGCUGCCAGUUUCCCCUGUAGCAAUCCGUACUAUAUCGAUCUCAGAAGCACCGAGCCGCACAAACUUAGGUUGGGGGUCUGCAGGAAAGGUAUCAAGUGCACCGAUUGUUGCUUCUUUGAACGCAGCCGGCAAAUGGCCCUACAAUGAAACGGUUGCAGCUUCUGCCCCGCUGCGUGCUGUACCACCACUGCAUCAGAAUGAUGGAGCUCCGAGUUUGGAAGAAGUUCGGGGAGCAAAACGGGGAGAUACUGCAGAGGAGAUGUUGGCCGGAGUUCGUAGGAUCGAGUCUCUUUCUGCAGUAGAGUCUUUUCUGGUGCAGAAAAACUCUUGGGCGAGUGGUGGUACCCCUUCUCCCCCUGAGAAUGCACCAAAUCGGCCAGAGAGGUGGAGACAAAGUGGCAAAAGAGACACGAGACAACGUCGGAAAGAUCGAUGGGCAGUAGCAAGGACUCCCGAAGCGCAAGCAAGGUGGGAUACACUUGCUGAGGAGGUGAUAGCAUUGCUGCGUAGCGCGCCGCCUGAAGAGGGGGCUGACGCCUCUUUUUUUCUAGACCCCCUAAGAGAUAGAAUGGGCCGCAACGUCUUCAACCGCGCAAUCCACAAACUGGCGGCCGCAAAGGACCUCAACACGGCCCUGCUUGUCUUUGAGUGGAUGAAAGAACAGCGAGAAGAUUGCCGGCCGAAUGCCGCCACGUAUGCCCAGGUGAUUCGGGCAGCUGCGCAGGCAAACAAGCCGGGGAAAGCGGUGGGCGUCUUUGGGGAGAUGGAGGCAGCGGGGCUCUCUCCGGACCUGUAUGUCUUCAGUGCGUUGAUCAGCGGGUAUGCCAGGGCGGGGAUGUAUAAGCAGGCGCUGGAGCUGCUCGACCAGAUGCGCGAGCGGGGCGUCCGGCCGGACCUGGUGGUGUAUACCACCGUGCUGAACGCGUGUGUCAAAGGGGGCCUCCGAGUGGGGAGGAUCCUGGAAUUGUAUGCGGAGAUGCGUCGGGAGGGCGUCGUGCCGGACCUGUUCCUGUGCACGUUGCUGCUUCAGGCAUGUGCGGGCAGCGGGCUGGUGGCGGAGGCGGAGCAGCUGUUCCGCGACAUGCAGGACAGCGAGAUUGUGCCGGACGUACACGCUUGCAACGUCAUGAUGGACGUAUAUGGCCGCGCGGGGAUGGUCGCCGAGGCGGAGGGCCUGCUAGCGGACAUGAAGGAGAUGGGCCUGCAACCAAACAAGUUCACAUACACGGCGCUCAUUGUUGGGUGCGGAAAGGUUCGUCUUCACCGGAAGGCCGAGGCGGCGUUUCAGGCGCUGCUGUCGUCGGGGGAGCAGCCGGACCCGGUACUGGUGUCAGCCAUGAUGACGGUCUACGGCAACUGCAACCAGCUGAGGCGCGCGGAGGACAUGUUCACGCAGCUGCAGAGCGCAGGGUACCGCCCGGACCUGGUCGCGUACAACUCGCUCCUGGACGCGUUUGGCAAGGCGCGCAUGCUGGGCGACAUGGACCGAGUGUACCACAAGCUGCGCCACGCGGGGCUGCGGCCCGACGCGUACACGUACACCAUCCUCAUCACCAACUACCGCCGGCAGCAGCGCUUCGACGAGGCGGUCGCGGUGUACCGUCAGAUGCAGGCCGCGGGCUGCCCGCCCAACCGGCUGCUGUACAACGGGAUCCGCUUCUGCCUGGAGAAGGCGGGGGAGAAGGAGGAGGCCCUGGCGCUUGACCGCCGAAAAGGAGGCACGGGGCCGACGAUUCCGGACGGGGACGUCAGCAAGGCGAUCGAGCGGCUGGGGCGGCAGGGGCGGUGGGAGGAUGCGGUCACAGUGUUUGAGGAGGAGAGGCGGGAGAAGGGGGAGGUGCCGGGAGGGGUGUGGACGAAACUGAUGGAGGUGUUCGCCAGGUGGGGCCGCCACGAGGAAGCUCAGGAGGCCCUGUCGGGCAUGAAGGCCGCGGGCCUCGCCCCGGACGUGUGGGCCUACACGGCGGCCAUCGAGGCGCACAGGGCCUCCAAAGACGUGGCGGGCGCAGAGGCCGUGUACCGCGCGAUGGAGAACGACGGCGUGGCGCCCAACGUGGCGUGCUUCAACGCCCUGCUCCGACUGUACGGUGCCACCGGGCGACUAGCGCCGGCGGAGGCCCUGUUCGAGCGGAUGCGAGUUCUGGGCUUCAUCCCGAAUCGUUUUAGUUACUCCGCGCUAAUGAAAGCGCUGCUGGAAGCGAAGCACUUCCGGCGGGUCUUGAGUUUAGGGAAAGAGAUGAGGGAGCUAAACAUCGAGACGAACAUCGUAGUUCAGAAAAUAAUGGCGGCAGCAGAAAGUGGGUUGGCGGAAGCAACGCGGAACGAACUGCAACUAUCCAGACAGACGUAGUCUCUCGUAUGUCGUGCUCUUAGCUUUUGGCUGGGUCUUAUCAAUCGUCCACUAUAUUCUGAUGCCUCGAAC